AGGAAAAGGAGCGAACUGUGGAUGGAACUCGACUCGAAGAGGCUCUGUCUGCCGUGCUCGUGCUUCGGAGCCACCAGUUUACGUCAGCUCUUCGUUCGUGGAAGGUGAACUUGGUUGGUUAGUCCUCGCGCGCGGUAACGAACCGACUUCUUUAGGAGGAUUCUGCUCUUACUAGAACAGAACUACAGACGCACUCGGACGGAGGAGACACACUCCGGAGCGUUCCCCAAGAAGGUGUUGGGUUCUGGUUUUUGUGAAUUUCUUGUGUUGGGUGUUUUCUGAAUAUCAGGCCAGGUGACUGUAGUGGUGCACGCAACAAUCAUCAGCAAGAAGUGGAGGCUCGCAGCAUCCAAGCCAAAGUUCCAGAGCUUGAAGAUAUCCAGUUUUUAUUCGUCCGGUCAUGGCAUGAUGUUAUUGUUAUUGUACCAAUCCAAGCUAACCGAGAGAUCACAGCACUUCUGCAUUCUCUGGGCAUUAGUGCGUUCUAGUGGGCUCUGAGCAGAAGAAAAGUGCAUGGAUUCAUGAUGUUAUGAUAAUGUGUGUCUAGAAGAUAGUUAUUUCUAUGUGAACAUCAGUAAGAAAAAGGCCGGCAAUUGCUGUUCCAAGAUUUGACUAAUAAUUUACAGUUAGAGCAGGGAACAACCUCGUUGAAGAAAUUGGAUUAACCUUCGCUUGGUGGCGCGCACAUCCACACAAACACGAGGUCGGGCUCGGUGGGCUCUGUGCACAAUGAGUGUACGAGAAUGAGCCGAAGAAGGGAACGGAAAAAGAUCGAUUCCAAGUUUUUGUCGUGUUUCGCAUCAGGCUGAAACCUGGAAAACAAGUUCGGGACGGCUGUAGUCGCGUCGUCAUCUCUAUCUCGGUGUAGCAAACGAGCAGUGCCAGGAAGAAAGUUCUUUGUUUUUGUUUUGACGAUACGUGCCGCAUCAGGUUCAAAAGGUUGCGCACAAAAUACAAAACAAACGUCCAUCCCAUUGCGUAUGCGGACAGAUCUUAGCCGUCGCUGCAGCGGCGUAUCAAGGCGAAAGCAGUGUAUCAGUAGAGUGAGUGGUAUCGCCCGAAAAGAGGUGAAUCAAUGUGAAAGGGCGAAAUGUCAAGUGUGCCAAGGCUAAAGUGAAGAGAAGCAGUCGGUCGUAAGAGCAAGGUUAUUUCGUUCGUUUUUGUUUUUGCAUGCUCCCCAUCCCAUUCUUAUCACGGAUUCCAUUUGAAAGCAACUGCCGUGAGCAAGGAAAGGAGCGCGAUCUGUUAUGUUCUGCCGUUCGUGUAUUUUCUUCCCGUUUGAUUUAUAAGUCCCCCAAUUUUGUUUCGUUUCGCAUUUCGGUUGAACCACACCAUCAGUGAGGAAUCGGAAGAUGUGCCCGGCCAUAUACAAAAAGUAAAGGAAAAAUGUAUUAUCCUUAGAGAAAGGAGAGUAAAUCGAAGUGAUAUCGUUUAAAAAGAGUUCUGUUUGUCCUGUGUUUUUCUUCCUUUCGUAUCGAGUUUUUCAUUUCAAUUGCCAAAGUUUGUCGUUUGCGACAAAGCGAAUAAGAAGAAGCGAAAUUGAAUGUAAUUUUCAAAGUGAUUAUAAGAAUUAUACGUAUACACGAGGAAGGUAGUGCCGAAGAAGAAAGAAGACCCUCCCUCGCUCCGAGCAGCACACGAAAAAGGUGAAACAAGAGGUGCAUGUACGUGUGAAAGUAUAAAUCGAUUUUUUGUCUGUGCAUUUACUUGAAAUUUCCCGACGCAAAGAAGAAACUGCAUUCUUCAUUCGAAGAAGACGACGACGGUGACACACGCAAGACAGGUCAGAAGGACAGACGAAGCCUCCAGCAGCAACAACACGCCGCUCAGGAUUUAAACCAUUAAAAUUGAAGAUUGCUGCGCGCCACAUCACACAGCGUGACGUACGGGGGGCAAUUUGGUCUCUUUGGGCGGCGAACCUCAAACAAAUGGCAGAAACAAACGGCUUAUGACUCUCUCUCGCUUCGGUUUGCAACAAAACAAGCGAAAAAUCUCGACCCGGCCGCCGACGACGACGAUAUGAAAUGUAAACAACGAAACCCUGCCGGAGGAACCGCAGCCGCAGGACCACGACAGUAAUAAACUUUUUCCCGUGCUUGCUCUGGCCGUGAAGAGCGCGAGAGAAGAAUAGCCAUUAAACAAGUUGGAAAAAGUGAGCCACCACACGAUAUCUACCUUUUGGGAGGAAAACAAAGAAAAGUGGAAAAAGUUUACUGGUGGCAGCAUGUAGUGCCCCAAGGAAAUGAUCGACCAAUGGGGGCGGCGGCGAGAUACAGUUUUAAUUAAUCGUUAACUUUUUGCUCGGUUGUGAAAUAGUGGCAAAACUGUGAUUGCAAGAAGAGAUCGAAGUCGGGUGUUUUUUCUACCGGGAAGAACCGCGCGGUUUGACUCACCAGAAAAAAAAUGGCGGUCAGCAACAUAGUUUGCGAAUGGCUGCGUGCUCUGGGACUUGGCCAAUAUGCCGAGAGUUUCCUGGACAACGGAUACGACGAUUUGGAGAUAUGCAAGCAGGUCGGCGAUCCGGAUUUGGACGCCAUCGGGGUCCAGAAUCCGCAACAUCGGAGCAAGCUGCUGAAGAGUGUGCGGCUGUUGCGCGAAAAGGGCGCAGCCAGUGUGUACUUUCAGCUGAAUGAUCCCAAAUCGCUGCUGUCGGAUAACAGUGACAGUCUGGAGCGGGACAGUUCGCCACUGAUGCUGAGCGAGCUGGAGGCGCUGCUGCAGGAACAGCUGAAGGCGGACGGAGUUUGCCUGACGGCGCAUCCCUAUUCCACACCGGACGGCUCCCGGGGGCACCUGGAAGGGCUGGCGUCCGUCUACUGCGAGAUGCUGAUGGCCCCUUUCGGCGAGGUGCUGUCGGCACUGGAGGACGCCCGGCUACGAGCGUGGUCCGAGCGGAGUCCCCACAGUUCUUCCGGUGGAAGCGGAGUGCAUCGGGCUGGCCAUCGGGGGAACUCUUGCCACGGUGGUCUGCCCAACAGCCACAGCCAGCCAAUCUACGUGCCCGGAAAGUACUCGCCAUCCAGUUGUCUCUCGGACAAGGAGGAAGACGAAAUUUAUGGCUUCGGCUAUGGCGUCUUUGCCCCAAGGGUUGCCAGGACAACACUGCAGCAACAGCAACAACAACAGCAACAGCAGCAACAGUCUCAGCAACCACAAUCACAAAAUUCCACCAAUGUACCUGCGAACAGUGCUGGCGGACAGCAAAGCUGCCUCAGUCCACGUUCGGCGUAUUUCUACGAAUUUCCACCUACAGACGGUCGCGAGACGAGCAAAAAGCGCACGACGCUGGCGCGACUUUUGAGAGGAUUAAAGACUGUUAAUAGACGUGAUAGAUCAAAUCAAAACAACGGAACCGGCACCGGCAACAACGUAGGCAAUAACGCCGCCGGAUCAGCGACGCAGGCACGGCUGCAAAACGAAAGACUGAGACAUUUUCAAAUGAACGGCGGUGGUGGACCGCAGCCAAGUUUCGAAGAAACCAUUCAGAGGCUGAAAAUGCAAGAAGCACUUAGGAAAAAGGAAAAGUUUCAACGGGAGCAUGAAGAGAUUCUACGAGACAUUCGACAGGGUUUGCUACAGCUGAAUCGAGACUCUCGAGACGACACCUACAUGUACGACGACGCAGUUACCAAUGUCAUGCGGAUGCCCCACCAAGGCCACUGGUAUGACGAACCUCCCUACGAAAGUGAUCCGGAUGAUUUCCUCAUGUCCGGAAUGCGACAUGCGGGACCUUCGGCAACGAUACAAGGUGGACGAGUAUGCUAUACAUCGAACGGCCGAGAAGGACAAGGAGUGAUAUCACUGCGAUCGGCAGGCGACAUAUCGAUUCCCCAACGAGGUCCUAUCCGCCGAGGUCUGAUUGUACCCCAGCAACCUCCGAACCCACCGACUAUCAUUCCUCUCAAGCAUGCCAGAUCGCACGACCGGGAAAGUGGAGAUUACGCCGGAUCGAUAUCGGAUCUGCACAGUGUUACCUCUCGCCUCAGCCAGGUUUCGAUUGGCACAAAUAAUUGCACUGCCCGCUAUCGCACACUCAGUGGUGGCCUGGGAGACGAAUCGCCCUCGCCAUCGCCAACGCCAUCCUCGGAGUACGACGACAUUCUGCUGCAGAAGCAACUGGCGGCAGCUCACCAGCAUCACCACCAUCAGCUCCAAGUCGGGGACCACCUUCUACACCAAAACGGCGGCAGUGGGGGCAGCUCUGGGAUUGGCAGUCAAAGUGGCCAAAGUGGGACCCUCGGGACGCUCGGUUCCGGGAGUAAUGGCUCCGGGGGCAUUGGAAGUGGAGGCAGCGGGGGAGGAGGAGGAGGACUGGGAAUCGGUGGUGGCAGCGGUAGUACAAAGAAUGGAGUCAACAAUCUCAAGAACCUGAAGGCGGCCAAGAAUCGGAACAAUCUAUCAUCGUCGCUGGCGGCAGCGGCGUCGCACAAUAAAAAUUUAACGAUAAGUCAACAAAUAGCUUUAGUACAUCAUUCCAAUGACGCUAGAACAUCACCAAAGGACCAUCUGCUGAAUGCCAGCAGCCGAAAUAAUAGAGAUUACAGCAACUGCCUCGACAGUAUCAGUGACCAAACCACGUUCCAGCACUCUGCCAGUUCCGUCGAGAGCCUUCCCAGUGCAUCGGGAUCGAGCACACAAGCCCUGGUCCGGCCAGGCAGUCCACACAGUUCGCUCUCGGCGGAGGACCGAACAACGAUGAUUCCAAUUUGCCGGGCGAUAGCCCUAAUCGAUAGUAAUCCGAACCCGUACGAUAAGGAAGCUUUAAGGUUUAAGAAAGGUGAUAUCAUCGAUGUGCUAUCGAUGAAUGCAUCCGGCGUGUGGCGAGGGUAUGCCAAUGGGCGGUUAGGACAUUUUAAAUUUAUCAGCGUGGAAGUGCUGCCGGACCACCCGGUGAAGCCGUACAGUACCGGGAAGCUGCUUAGUCGGAAUCGACUGCCCACGAGUUGUCCCACCAGCGUGGAAGAACUGCUGUUAAGGAUAGGACUUAAGGAGUAUACUUCGGUGUUCGUGCUGAAUGGGUACGAAGACUUGGAGUUGUUCAAAGAACUGGAACCGUCCGAUUUAGAUUACCUAGGAAUUGGAAAUACCGAGCAUCGUGCCAAAAUACUAGCGGCAGUGCAAUUGUUGCAUGACCUUGAUUCAACAUCCGAUGGCGAGGUGGCCGGUUCGAGUUCGGAAAACGACGAAGGCCUCCGGUUGGGUCACAUCAAAGGUGGUGGCGGCAGUGGCUCCGGUGGCCAACAGCAGCAGCACCAUCACAGCCACCAGACGUCUCCUUUUGGUCGGCGGCACUUCCCUCGCGAUUCGGGCUGCUACGAGGGAUCCCCGGUGCCGUCUUCACAGCAAUCCAAUCAUCACCACCUGCACCACAACAGCCAUAGCAAUAGCAACAGCAGCAGCAGCAAUCAGGGUGGACAGAACAGCUCGUCGGACAACGACACCAACAAUCUGGACUCGGUGGUGGCUCAGUGUUCGAACGAGAUCCUGAAACGGGUAGAGGGCGCCAGACGGUUCAAGACUUCGGAUGGCAGUGGCAAUGUGGCGAAAACGAUGAACCGGGCCACGAAGAAGGGUGGACUGCUGGGGGGCAGUGGGAGCGGUGGAGGCGUUGUUGGUGGAGACGAUAUGACGAUACGAAGUAGUGGGGGAAGUGGUGGAGGGGGAGGAGCGUUGAGUGAGAAGUCGAGUGACUCUGGGUGAGCAGCAGCAGUUUGUCGUCGGGCCCGAUCAAGAAUAACCUUUAGCGGAGUUUACUGUUGGCGAGUGAGGGAUGAGUGGGCGCGUGGAGGCGUUUCGGCCAGGACGAAGAGUUGGAUUUGGAAGAGCAGGACGAGACGGAGGCCUAUAGGUAGGUAAGACUAGGGAAUUAAUUUUAUCAUGCAUUUUAUCUGUUAAGCACACUGCCAAAUAAUGUGACAAAUGGAAAUACACUCCGGUAAAAAGGUUUUAA
This is a messenger RNA of Aedes aegypti (yellow fever mosquito), 5950 nucleotides long. RefSeq lists its product as uncharacterized. The coding region runs from base 2404 to 5700 and encodes 1098 amino acids. Gene Ontology annotation, molecular function: protein binding. Lineage: Eukaryota; Metazoa; Arthropoda; Insecta; Diptera; Culicidae. The transcript is spliced from 19 exons. The record is from RefSeq and is a predicted model, not a curated record.